This is a messenger RNA of Symsagittifera roscoffensis, 2599 nucleotides long. RefSeq lists its product as uncharacterized. The transcript has 13 exons. Lineage: Eukaryota; Metazoa; Xenacoelomorpha; Acoela; Convolutidae. The record is from RefSeq and is a predicted model, not a curated record. Bases 270 to 2405 code for a protein of 711 amino acids.
AUUCGACAACGAAUGGUUACUUGCCUUGAUUCAUCUCUUUUGGAAGGUGUAAAUAAACAGAAAACCAAUUUCUUCAUUCUAGCAUAUUCGCGAGUUUUUCAUUUUUGGUUUUGAAAUGUUAUUGAAAGUUACUGGAUGGCCGAAAAAUUUUCAGUGUGCUGAAUGUUUUUCAAAGGAAGAUAAUACAGACGCAGCAGUCUUUUUUUGUGACCAACUAGAAAAGGGCUUAAAACAUUCAGUCCCACUUCGAGCAGUUACAAGUUGGAAGAAUGUCAGUUACGUUUCCCGUGUGGCUGCAAAACAGCAAGGUUGAAAUUGUAGAUUCGGAAGAAUGGAGGGGCGUCACGGGGGAUUUGUUCGAUGCAAUCCAGCAACAGUUGGCCCAGAGCCACGUGGCUUACUUCACUGAUUUGACAGAUGCAGAGAAGUCGCUGUUCAUGGACAGGGCUGCCAAAUCAAUUCAACACUCUGAUAACUACAAGCGAAUGACGCAGAAAGUGUCUUACACUCUGGACAGGCACUUGAGCAAUGAGGUAGCCCGGGAGUUGCUGGAAGAGGAUCCAGUGGAGACGAAGCCUGAAUUGGUGAUUGAGCAUGUGAGAGAGGGCGCUGUGUGUCUGCUGAAGAGGUGGCCAGAGAUGAAAGGCAAAGUGUUCAGGUGUCUCAAUCAGAGACUUCCCAGUAACUUGAGAUUCAUCACUUGGAAACUGUUUUUGCAGAACACUCUAGCUCGCAAGGUGUACUGUGACUUGUUAGCUGAAGACCCUGAAGCAGUGCACAGUGCACACGAGAGGGAUAUAGUGCACAAGUGCGAGGCACUUCUCACAGCAGUGCCCAUAUUCGCACGCGCAUUCCCAGAAGCCAAGUCCUCGCCAGCAAUUGCGAGUACAAUGUCCAAAGUGCUCUCUUAUUACCACGCUAAGCUGCGAACCGCCAACAGACUGAUAGAUGUUCAGUACCUCCUCCUCAUCCCCCUGCUUCAAGUGAGCGUGGAAGUGCAGUCUACAGAAAAGGUGGCUAGUCCAGGCUCAGUGGCCAGUCUGGUGGAACAGUACAUUACUCUGUUGGAAUCGCGACCUUCUUUUGUCCGAGAUGCAUGGGGAGAGGCGACGACAGGGGUGAAGCUGCAGGAGUUCUGCAAGGGUGUGGGAGAGGAGUUGAGGAAGAUAGACUCCAGCCUCACUGACUAUAUCUCGUCGCUCUACUCGCAGGAGAAAGUGAACGACACUACGAAACCAGACUCAGCUAACGAAGUGCUCACUGCUUCUCUGAAGGCCAUGCUAAAGCCGCUGAUACGGAGUAUGUUUGUCGGCUUCCUGGAGUGUGAGGUGGUAUUGUACAUGUGGGAUCAGUGGCUGAUGGGGUUGGAUGUGGGGGGAGACUACGAUGUGUGGACUCCCCUCGCCACCCUCACCCUCCUUCUCAUGAAGGAGCCACUCAUGCGAGCCACUAAUUCGCAGCAGCUGGAGGAGGUGACUCAGAGGCAGACUAUUCUUCUGACUGUCGACAAUUAUCAAUAUGAAUUCCAUAAACAUUUCUACAAGCCCCUCUACCAGAAGCUGAACGAGAAGUAUAGCCAUGAAGCACCUGUGGUCGACCCCCUGUCGACUCUAGGUCUUCCCGCUCCCUGGAUCCACUGGACUAAGGAAGUUCUUCCAGAGAGGAAGCGAGUGGAGGACAGGCGGCUGGCGAGGGAACAGAGAGCGGCAUUCAAACUGCGCCAGCUGAGAAACGAGAGAGAACAGCAGGCUGCAAACCAGAGACACGAACUCCCGCCCGCUGGAGCUUUGGACCCCAAUCUGGACAAGAGCAACCUGGCGAAGGCGGAGGCGGACAAGCGACUGUUAAGUGAAGAUAGAGUGUAUUUGGAGCAGAGACUGAACGAGGAGACUGAGAAGAGAGAGCAGGUGGAGAGAAGGGCUAGGGAGGAGAUCGCACAGCUGCAGUCAGAGCUGAACAGACUGCGUAGAAAUAACCAGCAAUCGCCAGAUAACCCACCGGGCGGUAACGUAAUCGCCCCGGACAACCAGUCCUUAAGCUCCCCCUCAAGAAUGAGUGAGGUGACAAUGAUGACAGGGUUCCAUGCUCCUUCCAACUCAGUGAGAGGAACAGACCAGCCAAAGAGUCCCAUCGAGGCAUUGUCUCUAUUUCUGCAAAACUUCACCAGAGACAUCUCACAAGUGACUGGAGGUAACGUGGGAGAUCUUGACGUCAGCACUAACCUCUACCUUAGUAACUACGAGGAUCUGAGAAGACAGGCGGAGAAAGACAUUAUGGGUCACGUGAUGCAGGACUACGAUUGGGCACUGUACACAGAGAGCGACCAGAAGAGGUACAGAGAGGACAUACAGAGACUAACCGAGACCAGUUUCGAGAAAACAUAUUUAGACGCUAUGAACUCGUGAUCUAACAAGCAAUACUCAGUAAACUAGAGAAAUUAGGCGAAUCUUAAUCAAGUUGACAUGGUGGUUUUGUACAUAAAACUAUUUUUUGACGCAUCAAAACUGUAGAUUGUAAAAUUGUAGAUAAAUAUGAAAUACCAUCUUUUUAUUUAGUAUGUGUUUAUUGUGAGCGUAAAAACAGAAAAAUUCUUUGAUGU